GUUAGCGGUAUUUACAAAACAGACGUGCAGUGUCUAAGUGCACAGUGAUAGUUUUACUUUUAGUAUUAUUUUGCCGUUACUGCAUAUCGGAUCAUUGUGAUCAGGGCAUCAAAAUGUUUUCUAAACUAAAUAACAUCCAUCUAGUAAAGACUGCGUAUGCUGACCGAGUAAUAAAUGUUGGUGAAGUACUACUUGGAGAACACUGUAGAAAUAAAAUGAAAAAUCAAGACCGUGAUAUUCAAAGAAACCACAUUCUACGUGCAGCUUGUGCUCAUCUGAAUUCUGGAGGAGGUUUGAUUGUAAUGCGUGUCAAAAAUGAAAAUUACGCUUUAUCUGAUGGUUUGGGACAUGAUAUUGAACAAGGACUUAGAGAACUUGUUAGCCCCCAAACAAUACAAGAUAACUUUGCCUUUUUACAACAAGGAACUCACGUCAUCAUUUUUGUCAAAUCCUGGACUGGAGGCAGCAGAGAUACUGGAAGCGACAAAGCCAGGAUUUGCAGUAUUGACUGUCAAGCAUUUAAAAGGUGCGGGACAUCAACUUUGAGAAUUGCACCAAAUGAGUUUGUUGGAUUUUUUCGGCAAAAGCACUUGAAUGCAGGGAAAAUUUGCUCUCCUAAGAGAAUAAAAUUAUCCACCCCACAAGAUAAAAUACUAACGCAAGUAAUUCAAUUCUGCGCUAAACAAAAUGUGAAAGUUGGAGAGGUUGUAGAUUUUGGAGAAAGUAACUAUGUAGAAUUAAAAAGUUUUGAAGGGAAAAAGUUUCAAAACAGGCUGGAUGAGAGCCUGCGAAAAUAUAUUUCUGCAUUUGGAAACACAAAUGGCGGGAUUUUCUUUGUUGGCAUUCAUGAUAAAACCAAAACAGUAGUGGGAUGUGGGAAAGAUGCUAAGCCAGAAUUAUUUAAACAAAUUGUGGAAGAGACGAUGAAGAAACUAACUAUUGUCCAUUUUGCUCACUGCUCAAGCCAGCGUGACAUCGAGUAUAAACUGCAUGUUAUAAAUGUCACUGAUGACUCAGAAGCACACCAAGGCUAUGUAAUGGCACUCAGAGUGAAAAAGCACUGCUGUGUCAUUUUUUCAAAAAAUCCUGAAUCAUUCAAGAUUGAAGGAGAUGACAUAACAAGUGUAACACCAGGAGAAUGGAUGCAGAUGAUGAUGGGUACUGAUCCUGUUGUUCAAGAACUUUGUGAAAAUUUUGAGAAAGAACUAAGUAUGGCUUCUUCACCACCACAGUGUAAACCAGUUUAUGGUCUAAAAAAUACAGACAGACUGGACCAGCUGCAAAAAAAAAUAUACCCAGUUCAAUCUGAAGGAAUAGAAAGCAUCCCACCUACACUAUGUGCACGACUAAAAGUUGAAAGGUUUGAUGACAAAUUGAAGCCAAACGGAGAACAAGGUGUUCUGAUUUUCUCUCGGAGUUGGGCAGUUGACAUUGAAAUGGAGAAGAAUGACAACGUUAUCUGCGAUGCCCUGUUGUUCUGCACAAACAGCUUCCCAGUCUUGUACACCGUAGUGGAGAAGGCCACCGAAGAGCUGCUGGAGUAUUCAAGGCAAACUGCAUGUCAAAUAAAGCAAAAGCUGGUCAAUGUUGGGGGAUACUCUGAAUGGAUCUGCGUGAUACCGCAGCUUUUUGAACUCCAGUCCAGGACUGUGAUUUCAAGUGAGGCAAACCAUUCCACUUUAAAUCUGAGGAACCAAUAUCCAGAGAACUACCAUAUUGUUGAUGUUAAAGCCAUUCUGCGGUCUCUAGUGCUUAUUUUAUUAAGUUUUAAGUCACCUUUGAGUGACCAACUUGGUUGUGAAUUUCUAAAUUUGCUCACCAUUGAACAAUUUGAAAUUCUUAAUUCAAAGUACAACAUUGAAUACUUUAGAGAAAUGUUUGUUCAUGGCUUACCAGGAACUGGAAAAACAGUGAUUGCAGAGAUGCUCAUCAGGAGAAUCCAAAGAACCUUUCACUGCCGACCAGAAGAAGUCCUUUAUAUCUGUGAGAAUCAACCGUUGAGAGAAUAUAUGCGGAGAUUUGAAAUUUGUCGUUGUGAAACAAGAUCAGCAUUUAUAGCUUCUGAAUUUCCUGAUGUAAAACACAUUGUUGUGGAUGAAGCCCACAAUUUCCGUAAAGAGAAUACUAACUGGUACACCAAAGCCAGAAACAUUAUUCAUAAAAGAAGUAACGCUUCUGGCCGUGGUGUGUUCUGGAUCUUCCUGGACUAUUUUCAGUUAAAUCACCCGUACCCCAGUGGUUUACCCAAAAUUGAAUGCCAAUAUCCGAAAGUGGAUUUAACCCUAUGUGUUCGCAACAGCAAAGCCAUUUACAGCUUAAUGUAUGAGGAGAUGAUCCAAAUAAUGAACGGCAACUUUUUGAGAAAUCGAAAAAGUCUUCACGCUCAUUGCAUCAAACAGAUUAAUGAAGCUAAAUGUGGGCAUUCCUUUCAGGGAUUUAGAAAAAGUAUUUGCUACAAAAACCAUGAUGGCAUUGCGGUUCAUAUUUUCAGUAUAAUACAGUCCAAACUAAAACAAGGUUACACAAACAAGGACUUUGUCAUUCUUUGCAACACAAAAGUGGAUUGUAAAAAGUAUUAUGACAAACUGGUUCCUCUUUUCAAGAAGGUGAGGCCUCCACCAGUAUUUUCAGAGGCAGUUGCAAUUUACAAAAAUGAAAUUAUAUUAGAUACAGUCCGAAGGUUUUCGGGCCUUGAAAGAAACAUAGUAUUUGUUGUGCAUCCAGAAGUACACGAAAAGCACAGGGAUCUUCAGGACAACUUUGUUCUUGACGCUGCCUCCAGGGCUCGUGUUCAACUAUUUGUUUAUACACAAGAGGAAAAUUCAACAGAGGUUAAUAACAAAGAGAAUGAGCCAAUUACAGAAUUUAUACAAAUCUGAAUGCAGGAAUGGAUCUAAAGCGUUCCAGUGUGUACCUUUCAGAGCUCUUCUUAAUUCUUGAGAUUUGGUCCCCAUUUUACUUUGAGGCUGUCAUCGUCUGAUGCAGCAUUCUGCACUUGCUAAAUCUGAAAAGACAGCUUGACAUUGCAUAUCUCUCUGAAAUGUACUGUCAAGAACAUUUCAGUUCUAUCGGUUUAUCUUUCAGGACAUGCCUAACAAUCGUCUUUUAGCCUUAAAAUGAGACAAAUCUCAGCACAAGUGACAAUCAACCCAUAACAAAUGUGACUUUGUCUUUACUAAUUCAACAAUAUCCAAACAUGUAGAAGUCAUAAAUGUAGCGCUGGACUGUUUCCAUGCGGUUUACAAAAAAAAAAGAGCCUGGUGCUGCCAAAUCAAGUGCACUUAAUUAGCUGAUGAUCAAGAGGUUCUGUGACUGAGGAAAAAAGUGAAGAUCUUUGGCUGUUUGGUCAGAAGCAUUUCGAUUUGUGGCAACACCAUGCUAAGGACACACACGUGUGCAAUGAGCUCAGAGAAACAACUUUGGCCUCUAAUCAUUCUGGGAAGGCUCAUAAACCCACUUCCAAACAAUCCACGUUCAUCAGCCUUCAUUGAUCUACAGUCUACAAAUGAAGAACAUUAAUAACUUCAGAAAAAGACCAAGCAAGUGAGGCCUUUAAUGGAGGAGUAGUAAAGAGAAACCACUUCUCUCCAAAAAGAGAGCACAGCCUCACAGUUUAGGUUUUCAAAAAUGUAUCUGAAUGAGCCACUGGACAUCUGCAGCAAUUGACAAAAGAUGCUAAAAUGGAGUUGAUUGGUCAAAUUUUAGAUGGCAAUGUUUUGGAAAUAUCAAAUACAGUUUAUCCCUGAAAGAUACCAUUUAUUUUUGUAUAGCCCAAAUCACACAAGAAGUGUCUCAAUGGGCUUUAGUGACCCAACAUUUGCGCGAUAGACACAUGAGUGCCGUCAAAAUAGCGCCCAUUAAAACACGGCGUCAAAAUCGCACUGACAAAAUCGCGAAAGUUUCAUUAAAUAUGAAUUACUAGUUUAAAGCAUAUAUAAUAAUGUUUAUUUUAGAAGUC
Polypterus senegalus (gray bichir) is the source of this 3958-nucleotide messenger RNA. Its product is annotated as schlafen family member 13-like. The record is from RefSeq and is a predicted model, not a curated record. Lineage: Eukaryota; Metazoa; Chordata; Cladistia; Polypteriformes; Polypteridae.